Molecule: messenger RNA, 1749 nt
Organism: Neohortaea acidophila
Lineage: Eukaryota; Fungi; Ascomycota; Dothideomycetes; Mycosphaerellales; Teratosphaeriaceae
Exons: 3
Coding region: 1-1749 (582 amino acids)
Source: RefSeq, a predicted model, not a curated record
AUGUCUGAUCUUUCUGGGAGGGCGACAAAUGGAGGAGCACGAACAGGCGGGCCCGUGCCCGUCGCAUCAAGUACGCCAUCUUCAGCCAUUCGACCGCCUACGGAGAUCAUGAGGGAUAGAAGAGCUCGUGAACAACGUCGGCAAGAAGAGCAGAAGGCGGAAGAGCUGCGACGUCAGCAAGAAGAGAGGAGGAGAAGAGAGACGGUCGAGCGUCGAGCAGCCGCUAUUCAAGGAACGGCAGCUCCGAGGAAUAGCCAGGCAUCAUCGCAGUAUACUCCCGAUGUUUCGCAACAACCGUUUGAAGCGAGGAGGAGUGGCACUGGCCAAGUCGCUGCCCCCGAAUCCUCCGCUCAACAAGGUGAAAGCGCAGGGGCACGGGAAGGAGCUUCCUCAUUCCCCCACGCCUUCCAUCGAUGGGAGAACCUAUCCGCCCACUGGGAAGGACUGACCUCAUUCUGGCUGAGGAAGCUGGAGCAAAAUACCGAACAGAUUCAGAACACCGUCCCCAAUUUUCAAACGUUAAGCCGGCAAAUCACCGACUUGUCUGCUGCUGGCGCGAAUCUCUUCCAUGCAGUCGUCGAGCUGCAACGGCUGCGUGCUAGUAGCGAGCGAAAGUUUCAACGCUGGUUCUUCGACACACGAGGAGAGAAUGAAAAGAAUCGGGAGAUUCAAGGUCAGCUUGAGAAUCAGCUCAAGAUCGAACGUACCUCGCGAGAAGAGUCAAGCCGGCAACGCGCAGAUGCCUUGACAGCAGCAGAGAACGCCCGACGCGAGAUCGCAGAAGUUCGGCGCGAGCUCAUGAUCGCCAAGGACGAGGCGCGUCGGGCGUGGGACGAGCUCGGCAGGAGGAACCAGGAGUCGUUGGAAACCGCACAAAGUCUCAAGGAUGGUAGAAUCACCAUUGUGCACGGCGUGCAAGUUGUUCCGUACUCCGGUGCCACGAUUGGAUCGGCCAGUGUUAGCCAACGUCCGUAUUAUGGCAGCACGGGCGGCGGCUAUGCGAAUCCUGGAGAUGAAGCGGAGUACUACUACCAGCAAGACGUCUCGCCAACCAACACCGACCCGUUCAUGGAGAGCGGUCCAAGUGGGCAGACGCAGUACCAAGACAAACCGACGACACUCUCAGCGGGCACAUACCAACCACCUUACCAAGUCGGCACAACGCCGACAACAAGCUCGACAGUGCAAACCGCUAUUCCACCCAGCCAACAGCGCGUCCCCGUCACCACCCAAGAAGCCCAGCGCUUCUACCAACACACCCCGCACGAGACGUUCCUGCACACCGGCUCCCCACAACCAGCCUCGCAAGCAGGCCCCUCAGCCACCCGCCCCGAAUACCACUCCGAAGCCAGCUACGUCGACACGCCAAGCGAAGAAGAAGGCCACGCAGGCACCAUCGACCCAGCGCCUCGACACCGCACCACCACCCGCACCGAAACCUCCUCCGACGACGCCUACGACACAGCAGCCGACAUCCGUCGCGAGCAGGAACUCUCCGCGCAAUACGGCACAGGCGGAGCAGGAGGCGGCUUGCUACCCCCCGAAGCGCCGACCGUGCCCGCCACGAGUUCGCAAGCUAUGGCGACGUAUUCCCCCGGGCCGGAGGAGAGUGGACAGCCGAGCUACGAUGGAAGGGAGUACGAGGUUGCGGCUUGGGAGGCGUUGCAGACUCGGCAUCAUCAUCCGACGCGCUUGAGCGAUGUGUUGGAGGAAGAGGAGGAGAGGAGUAGUCGGCGGACGGGGGAGUGA